AUGGCUCCAAUCCGCCUCAUUGCUCUUGGCAACGGGGUUUGGCUAGAUGAGAUUCGCGCCGAAGGCAAGCACACAGUCAAAGACGUUCCCGGCGGUUCCGUCACAUUCGCGACUCUUGGUGCGAGGCUCUUCCUGCCACAAGACCCACAAUCGGUUGCAUUAGUAUUCAACGCCGGUCACGAUUUUCCAGAAGCUGUGAUCGAGUUGUUCCGUGGCUGGUCCGUAGAAAUGAUGGUCGAACAAAAUCUGGAUAAGCCGUCUUCGAGAGGAUUAGUCUUCUACGAGCAAGCAAACGCAAACAGAAAAGGUUUCCAACGACUCACUGAGCCAAUGCCAGUCACGAUCUCGGAUCUUGGAGAGCAUCCUGCAUAUCUACAGUCACAAGCAUUCCACUUCUUCGGCACUGCGGAGUAUAUCGAGGAGCAGGUCACCAAUCUCCUUCGCUGCCGAACAGAGACCGCAUCAAAGGAUAUAUCAUCAAGCCAACCCCUAUUAGUAUGGGAGCCUCAUGCUAAGUCGUGUCUGCCAGAGACACUGCAGCAGCAUGUGAGAGCUGUCAGACUUGUCAACGUCUUCUCACCUAAUCACGAAGAGCUGCACAGAUUUUUCGGCGAUAGUCUACCAUUCAACAAGCAAGUGGUCGAGGAGGAAGCUCAAGUCUUCGUCGACGCUGGCAUCGGCCCCACGGGCGAUGGCUGCAUGGUCGUUAGAGCGGCUGGAUCCGGUUGCUUGCUCAUGUCAAGAUCGCUACCUCCGACCUGGAUGCCCUCAUACUAUGACUCGAAUUCUGAGAAGGUCGUGGAUCCCACAGGUGCUGGCAAUGCGUUCCUCGGCGGCUUCAUGAUCGGUUUCCAGGCUACAGGCUUGUACAAGGAGGCGGCAUGUUAUGGCCAGGUCGCAGCCUCUUUCAUGCUCGAGCAGAUCGGCUUGCCAUCUUGUGUAGGCAAUGGUGUAAGUGAGCGCUGGAACGGUGAGAAUGUCCAAGAGCGCCUGGGAAAAUACCGUCGCAGAUACCCCUAG
Messenger RNA from Recurvomyces mirabilis, 1020 nucleotides. RefSeq lists its product as uncharacterized. The transcript has a single exon. Lineage: Eukaryota; Fungi; Ascomycota; Dothideomycetes; Mycosphaerellales; Teratosphaeriaceae. Bases 1 to 1020 code for a protein of 339 amino acids. The record is from RefSeq and is a predicted model, not a curated record.